AUGAACCAGUUGGAAACGAAUUUAGUUUUAUGGGCGAUAUGUUCCAUAUUGGUAUUUGAAAUUUUAAUUAUCAUCUGUCUAUGUCGAUUUUGUUUCAAUCGUAUCAAACCAAAACGAUUCUAUGUUAAGAGGGAAGAGUUCGAAUAUUUACAAGGGAUUAACGGAGCGCCUUCACAAUUUCAACCGAUUAUCCUUCGUCCGCCACAAGCCGAUGAGUUAGCUUUGGUCGGUACAAUUCGUGAUCCAAAUCCUCCUCUCAAAUUCGAUAGUGGAAUUCAAAAUUUGGGUUUCUACCGCGAACCGACCGAUGACGAUAUACUCGCACAAGUACCGUCUUCUUUCUCCUCGUCUCAACGUCUAAAUUGGAUUGAACUGAGAUCUGCCGCUGCACCGUCACAACCUCCGCCCGCAUUAUCUACAACUAGCAUACUAAAGACAGCACAGUUACCCGCAGCUGAUUAUGAAAUUCGUUCUUAUCCGAUCGAUGAAUACCUAUAUACACACCAAUCACCUCCCCCUCGUCCGACUGUCAUCGACUUUCAGUUAUAUCGAGAUGACUACAGUAACGAUGGGUAUUUCGAUGAUAAUGAGAAUAACAACAAUGAUGACGACGAUUUAGAAAACGUUGCUGUUCAUUCGUUUCGUCCUCCGGAAAUGUUUCUCUCUCAUACUCAGCGAACCGACACGUCGACUGAAUCACAUCCGGGUAAUUAUUCCGCAUUGUUACCCAGAUCCAUUCUUAAAGGAAACAUGAAUGAACCUCUGUCGCUGGACUUACUUUCUACGAACUAUUUUCAGCCAGAGCGUAGUCGGACAUCAUCGAAAUUCGAUGAAUCGCCACUAACUUCAGUCAAAGUCAAUACAGAUGAGGCGAUUCCAAUCGAUUAUCCCAUUAGUGCAAUUGAAAAAACUACUCCAAAUGAAUCAUUCUCAUCGACGCCUGCUCGAAUGCGUUUUGCUAGCGUUAGCCAAUUGAAUGAAAUCGAAUGGGAAAUACCACGCGAAUUUCAAACUAUUGUCUAUGAUUUAACCGAUGAUCAUCAACCACUUCGUGGUGCUUUAAUCUACAGUUCGAAUGAUAACUUGAAUAACAAUAAUAACAACAACAAUAAUAAUAGUAUUCGUGGACAGCCAUCAGCUCGACAACGAAGUCAAUCAGCUAAUAUUGACCAAAGAUCACACGUUACGCGAGUAUUCGUUCCAUGGGAUCAACGAAGGGAAAUAACACGAUCGUUCUACCUGUCAUCUCAUCCAGAGCAAGGUGAUACAACACAACAACAAGCAUUUGAAUAUUAG
Messenger RNA from Adineta ricciae, 1296 nucleotides. Lineage: Eukaryota; Metazoa; Rotifera; Eurotatoria; Adinetida; Adinetidae. The record is from the annotation of a GenBank genome assembly.